CCGAUGAAUUGCAGAAACCGUUUCUGUGGCCUAUCUAUUUCAAUGGAAAAUGGAAGUGGACUCUUCAUUGAUUCAGAUCCGAUCAGAUGCUUCCUCAAUCAUCACCUCACUCUUAUCACCGACGACCGCCGCCGUCACUAUACUCAAUUCUUAGCCUAUGGACCGCAGGCCGCCGGUCACUCAGUUCCCGGUAAACCUCAAUUGUCAAAGCCCACCCGAUCAAGAAGAUGACGACAACAGGAAACGUACCACUGAGAUGGAUUUCUUCGCCGAUAACAAGCAAUCAGUCCAUCAUCCCAUCCCUAGAUCUUCUUCUGCUCAUGAUGAUUCGAUCGGAUUGGAAUUUCAUGUCAAUACUGGAUUGCACCUUCUUACUGGAAACACGAGUAGCAAUCAUUCCAUGGUGGAUGAUGGCAUGUCAACUAGGUUUGAAGAUCGAAGAACUCAAUCUAAGAUGGCACUUGUGCAAGCAGAGCUCGAGAGAGAAAAGGCAGAGUACGAGGGACUAAAGGUAGAGUACGAGAGACUGAAAGUAGAGAUGGAGAGAAAGAACGCUGAGGUUCUUCAAAUGGGGGAUUUGUAUACUCAGUUGAGUAGACAGUAUCUGGCUCUUAGAGAAAUGUACGAUGUAAAAUGCCAGCAAUUGGAUGAAGUUAAAGGAAAAGAGAAUUUAGACGACAACAAUAAAUGCAAGGGUGUUGACAAAGUCCGACAGUUCCUAGACCUGGCUCCGUCCUCCACAGCCAUCGUGAACUCUCCUCCUCAGUGUUCGUCCUCUGCUAAUAAUGUGGAAUUAUAUGGUAAUGGUCAAGGAAGGGAGAAUACUCCGGAUGAAAAAGUGUCAAAUCCGAACAAAUCUCAGACAGUUAACUGCAAUUCUGCAUCGCCUUCUUAUUCUAAAGGAUCUUCUGAUCAAGCUUCUGCUUCUGCUGAAGCUAGUAUGAGAAAAGCCCGGGUCUCUGUACGUGCCCGGUGUGACACGCCUAUGAUCACAGAUGGGUGUCAAUGGAGGAAAUAUGGGCAGAAAAUGGCAAAAGGGAACCCGAGUCCCCGAGCUUAUUACCGUUGCACAAUGGCAGCGGGUUGUCCAGUUCGAAAGCAGGUACAAAGGUGUGCAGAAGAUAAAACUAUACUGAUAACUACCUACGAGGGAAAGCACAGCCACCCGUUACCACCGGCUGCGAUGGCGAUGGUUUCAACCACAUCCUCAGCUGCCAAGAUGUUGCUUUCGGGCUCGUUGUCGAGUGCGGAUGCAAUAAUGAAUUCCAACUUCUUCGCAAGAACUCUACUGCCAUGCUCAUCAUCAAACAUGGCCACAAUCUCUGCAUCGGCUCCUUUCCCAACAGUCACACUAGACCUCACCCAAAAUCCUAAUAAUUCUUUACAACAAUACUUCCAAAGACCUCCACCCCAGUUCCAAGUCCCUUUCCCAAAUCCACCUACAAAUCUGGAGGGUGCAGCAGCUCUAGGGCCUAAUUUGUUGCCACAAAUGCUAGGGCAGGCGUUUUAUAACCAAUCUAAUUUCUCCUCGCAAGAUGGAGAAUCGUCUGCAACUCAGCAUAACCCUAUGGCGGAUACAGUUGCUGCUUUGGCUUCUGAUCCUAAUUUCGCUUCUGUUCUUGCUGCGGCUUUAACCUCGUUUAUAGGUGCCGCUGCUCAUCCCACCGGUGCAGGAAACAACAAUGUUGGUGCUAGUGACAACAAGUCUACUGAUAAUAAUUCUAGUCAUCCUGGAUCAAAUUGAUGUCUGUACUGUUUUGUUUGUUAACCAUGCUUGUAUCUCAUAAUCAGGCCUUUUUUGAAAUUCAAUUCUGGUCAAAAUCAAUUCAUUCUGACCAGAAUCUUUAUUUUUGGGAGGUUGAUUUGUUUAGAAAUGCUUGGAUGUAACAUUUAGGCUUUUCUUCUAUUCUUUUAUUUUUUUGGUUGGAAUAAUAUGUUUAAAGACAUUUCCCAUCCCUUUUCUCUAGGCAAUUGUGUUAUUUUACAAUUGUUAUAUCUUAAUGAAGACAUUUAUUAUGU
Impatiens glandulifera is the source of this 2019-nucleotide messenger RNA. Its product is annotated as probable WRKY transcription factor 31. The transcript is spliced from 5 exons. NCBI's taxonomy places the organism in Eukaryota, Viridiplantae, Streptophyta, Magnoliopsida, Ericales, Balsaminaceae. Bases 158 to 1744 code for a protein of 528 amino acids. Gene Ontology annotation, biological process: regulation of DNA-templated transcription. Gene Ontology annotation, molecular function: sequence-specific DNA binding; DNA-binding transcription factor activity. The record is from RefSeq and is a predicted model, not a curated record.